Molecule: messenger RNA, 2583 nt
Organism: Saccostrea cuccullata (small rock oyster)
Lineage: Eukaryota; Metazoa; Mollusca; Bivalvia; Ostreida; Ostreidae
Exons: 6
Coding region: 1-2583 (860 amino acids)
Biological process (GO): proteasome-mediated ubiquitin-dependent protein catabolic process; negative regulation of translation; protein polyubiquitination
Molecular function (GO): ubiquitin protein ligase activity; translation repressor activity; zinc ion binding
Source: RefSeq, a predicted model, not a curated record
AUGAAAAACACGCAGUUACAAACUCUACAAAAACAUCUGGAUGAAAUUAACAAAAGCGUUUCUGAAAUCAAGAAUGAAAUCGAUUCAAUUGAUGUUGCUGUGGAUUCUAAUGACAUUUCAAAACUAUUCAGUGUUUCAUUUGUUAUGAACAGAUACAAAGAUCUUCCAGGGAAAAUUGUGCCCUAUUUACCUAAAUUUGCUUUUGGAAGAAUCCAAGGAGAAGAACUUCGUAAGUUCUUUGGAUCCUUAUCAUCAAGUUCUUCAACAUUAUAUAAACAUGGCUACAGAAUGACCACAAGACAGAAAUCACCAGAAACGGGAUCCUCUCCUCCAAUCAAACAGCUACUUGAUGAACCAGAGAUUGCCACUACCAUAGACACUGGGUAUGGAUACCUUUACAAUGUGGCAUGUCUGAAUGAUGAAAAUAUCUGGACAAGUGGAGAAGACAGCACAAUGAAACUCUUCAGCAUCAAUCAGGGAUCACUACUCAAGUCAAUCACAACCAAGUCAGGGAACGCAAAAUCUAACAUAGCAGUGACAAAAGGAGGAGAUUUAGUUUAUACUGAUACCAAUGACAGAACUGUAAAUAUUGUGAAAAAUGAAAAGAUAGAGGAGGCGAUCAGCCUACAGGAAUGGAGACCUAAAGGUGUCUGCAGUACCUCCUCUGGUGACCUCCUGGUUAUCAUGGACAGUAAGGAUGACAAACAAACGAAAGUUGUUCGUUACUCUGGCUCCAUAGAAAAACAAACCAUUCAGUUUGAUGAUGAGGGUAAACCACUCUAUUCACCUAGUUAUCGUUACCUAAGAAAUGUUACAGAGAACAAAAACCUAGAUAUAUGUGUAGCUGACGAUGGAACUGGAGUGAUAGUGGUGGUCAAUCAGAACAAACCAUUCUAUCCACGAGGAAUCACCACAGACAGUCAGAGUCGCAUCCUUACAGCUGAUAUGAACAAUGACUGUGUCCACAUCAUAGACCAAGAUGGACAGUUUCUCCGUUACUUAGACUGUGGACUGACUGAACCCUGGGGACUGUGUACCGAUACAAAUGACAAUCUAUUUAUUGCUCAAUGGGAAAAUAAACAAGUGAAGAAAAUCAAAUAUCUGACUGUAAUGAUGGACCCUCGUACCAGUGCCCGGGAAGUGAUGCGAUGUGACUUGUGUGAGACCGCUGUGGUACAGAUGCACUGUGAUACAUGUCUUGUCAACCUGUGCAAGGCCUGUGUGGGAGAACAUGCUUCAGCUGAUCUUUCCAAACCCCAUAAAAUUGUUGAUUUCAAGUAUAGAAAAUCCACUAUGUUCUAUCCUGCUUGCAGAUCUCAUGAUAAAGAACUUUGUGAAAUGUUCUGUAAACAAUGUGACAUUCUUUUACAAACUCUACAGAAACAUCUGGAGGAAAUUUAUGAAAACAUUUCUGAAAUCAAGAGUGAAAUCGAAUCCAUUGAGGUUGCAAUGGAUUCUAAUGACAUUUCCAAACUAUUCAGUGUUACAUCUGAUAUGAACAGACUCAGAAAUCUUCCAGAAAAAAUUGUGCUCUCCUUACCUACAUUUACUUCUGGAAAAAUCCAAGGAGAGGAAUUUUCUAAUCUCUUUGGCGCUUUAUCAUCAAGUUCUUUAACAGAUAAACAUGGCUACGUAUACAGCAUGAAGACAACACAGAAAUUACCAGAAGCUGGAUCCUCUCCUCCAGUCAAACAGCUGCUAGAUGAACCAGAGACUGUCACCACCAUAGUCACUGUGUAUGGGCUGCUUUACAAUGUGGCCUGUCUGAGUGAUAAAGAAAUCUGGACAAGCGGACAAGAUAGUACUAUGGAACUCUAUAGGAUUAAUGAGGGAUCACUACUCAAGUCAAUCAAAACCACGUCAGGGGGCAUACCAUCUAGCUUAUCAGUGACAAAAAGAGGAGAUCUAGUCUGCACUGAUUACAAAAAAAGAACUGUGAAUAUCGUAAAGAAUGACGAGAUAGAGGAAGUGAUCAGACUGCAGAACUGGGAACCUAACGGUGCCUGUAGUACCUCCUCUGGUAAACCUAUCUUUUCUCCUUAUCUUUGCUACAUAACUGAAAACAGGAACCUGGAUAUCUGCGUGUCUGACAAUGGAGCUAAGGCAGUAGUGGUGUUCAAUUCGGCCGGGAAACUUAUAUUCAGGUACACUGGACAUACUUCUGCUGCAUCCUUCAAUCCACAAGGAAUCACAACAGACAGUCAAAGUCACAUCCUUAUAGCUGAUAUUAGCAGUCACUGGGUCCAUAUCAUAGACCAGAAUGGACAGUUUCUCCGUUACAUAGAAUGUGGACUGAGUUGGCCCUGGGGACUGUGUACAGAUACAAAUGAUAAUUUGUUUGUUGCUCAACGUGGACGAAAACAACUAAAGCAGAAAGAAGUGAAAAACACUAAGGACUCCCAGGAAUCUGCGGUGCUACAUGUAGCUUUGACAGAAGAACUCUCAGGCCUGCGGAAUAGAAUUUCGGAAAUGAAACAAAAUACAUCAAAGGUGAUAUCAAAACUUAAAAAGCCUACUGAUGCAGCUAAGCUCACUGAGCAAAAUCCAACUGUGGUUGAUAUAUCAGAAAGACUGAAAGCAUAG